GAUACUAGCUGCAGUCUGUUACAUUUAAAAGAGAGAAAGUGUCUGCCGUAAUUUUUCUCUAGCUCUGUAAUUCAUGUGUGUGUAUCUCUGUUUACAUUCACAUGUAGUCUCUAGGUAGACACUUUUAUCCUAAGUCACUUCUAAGUUAUGUACAUUUCUAGCAAAUAGCCAAUAUAUUGCAAAGAAAUUGUAGAAAUUACAUCCCAGAUAGAAGAGAAGAGUGAAGAUAUUGCUGAACUUUUAAAAUAAUCUUACAGGAGACAUUCAAAGGAUCCAAUCUAACAAGAAAGGGAACACUGAGGAAAAAAGAAAAAAAGACAGAUGUCACAAUCGCCCACACUCAACCGUACAUAUGGCGACACAUACUGGAGAAAAGCCAGUUCAGUGUUCACAGUGUGGAAAGACCUUUAACCAAAUGUCUUAUCUUAGGAAACACCAGAAGAUCCAUACUGGGGCAAAGCCACACCAGUGUUCUCAGUGUGGAAAGGCCUUUAUUCAAAUUGGUAACCUCAAGUCCCACCAGAGGAUCCAUACCGGGGAAAAGCCUUAUCAGUGUUCUCAGUGUGGUAAAACCUUCAGCCAUAUGGGUUAUCUUAAGCUACACCAGAGGAUUCAUACUGGAGAAAAGCCACAUCAGUGUUCUCAGUGUGGAAAAACCUUUAGCCAAAUCCCUCAUCUCAAGACGCACCAGAUAAUCCAUACUGGAGAAAAGCCACAUGAGUGUUCUCAGUGUGGAAAAACCUUUAGCCGAAUGCAUCAUCUUAGGUCACACCAGAAGAUCCAUACUGGGGCAAAGACACACCAGAAGAUCCAUACCGGGGAAAAGCAUUAUCAUUGUUCUCAGUGUGGAAAAACCUUUAGACAAGUGUCUGAUCUCAAGAGACACCAGAGGAUCCAUACUGGGGCAAAGCCACAUCAGUGUUCUCAGUGUGGAAAGACCUUUAGCCAAAUGUCUAGUCUCAGGUCACACCACAUGAUCCAUACUGGAGAAAAGCCACAUCAGUGUUCUCAGUGUGGAAAAACCUUUACGCACAUGUCUAAUCUCAGGACACACAAGAAGAUCCAUACUGGAGAAAAGCCACAUCAGUGUUCUCAGUGUGGAAAAACCUUUAACCGAAUUGGUAACCUCAAGACACACCAGAAGAUCCAUACUGGAGAAAAGCCACAUCAGUGUUCUCAGUGUGGAAAGGCCUUUAACCAAAUGUCUCAUCUUAGGAAACACCAGAAUAUCCAUACUGGGGCAAAGCCACAUCAGUGUACUCAGUGUGGAAAGGCCUUUAGUCAAAUGUGUAAUCUCAAGAGACACCAGAGGAUCCAUUCAAAUGAUGUGCUGCCCUGCUAAUACAUGAUUGAGUAUCACUUACUGAAAUAAUUUUGAUUAGAUGAAAAAAUGUGAUGUUCAUUUUUGAAACAGGUUUUAGGUUAGAUAUUGAAACAUGAAUUGAAUAAAAAAAAGUGAGUGUUUUUUUCAAGUAUGUGUAUGUGGGGUAGACACAGACAAACAUGGCUACCUCGAGAAAACAGGCUGCACUCACUAGUAAUGGGGAGGUGGAGUAUGAGUUACUUUUCCUGACAGAAUGUAAUAAAUACAACAACAGGGAAAACAAAACAAAAAUUGAUAACUUUGUGUGUAGUCCUCGUAGGGAUUGUAGUUCUUUAGCUUGCGGCCAUGUUAUGUGUGGGUUGUAGCUGUCAAGAAAAUAACUACUAUAACUAGUUACCAAGUGAAUUUUUGUAUCUUUCCUGGGUAGUCGUUAUUAAAAUCAUGUUUUUUUUUCUGAGAGAAUUGUCAUGUUUCCUUCUUUUAAUUUAGCCUCCUAAAAACAACAAUUUCAUACAUCUUAUUGUCAGUAAUU
Clupea harengus (Atlantic herring) is the source of this 1856-nucleotide messenger RNA. RefSeq names its product zinc finger protein 665-like. The transcript has a single exon. The coding region runs from base 353 to 1342 and encodes 329 amino acids. Lineage: Eukaryota; Metazoa; Chordata; Actinopteri; Clupeiformes; Clupeidae. The record is from RefSeq and is a predicted model, not a curated record. Gene Ontology annotation, biological process: regulation of transcription by RNA polymerase II. Gene Ontology annotation, molecular function: DNA-binding transcription factor activity; RNA polymerase II cis-regulatory region sequence-specific DNA binding.